Nematostella vectensis (starlet sea anemone) is the source of this 572-nucleotide messenger RNA. RefSeq lists its product as uncharacterized. The record is from RefSeq and is a predicted model, not a curated record. The coding region runs from base 12 to 461 and encodes 149 amino acids. The transcript has 2 exons. NCBI's taxonomy places the organism in Eukaryota, Metazoa, Cnidaria, Anthozoa, Actiniaria, Edwardsiidae.
AAACAUUCACGAUGCUGCAAGUUUGUUGCUACGCGACGGACUAUAAUAAAAACGAGCGAAUCCUCAAUGAACGAACGCAGUUAUCAGAAUUCGAAAGCAAAUCCCUCGACAUGGUUCUCCUGUGCCGUUUUAUCGGAUUCUUUAUCGUGGUUUUGGUCCUGUACCCGCCACAUACCCAAUCAGCAUCAGUAAGCGGCCACGCGGGCUGUGCCUACGAUGGAAUCCUUCACAGCAGAGGAGACAAAUUUACAGACAAAGAAUGCAAGAAGUCUUGCGAGUGCAUUCCGUGGGGUCAACUGUCGGUAUCAAUCUGUAGCCCCCUGUGCCACGCCCCUAUAGAUGAGUGCUUCAAAGGCGAGGUGAAGGUAGUCAAGUACGAGCCCGCAGGACUAAAGGGCAGCGGAUGCACUUGUAAAGUGGUCGAGUGCAAGAGUGAGGAUGGGACGGUGGUGAUGACGUAAUGGACCGAGGAUUGCGCGGUAGUUAAUAGAACAGAUACAUUCCAUUCACAAUAUUAUUGUACGCGUCUGCUUGUAUUUAAAACAAUAAAAAAAACGAGAAGCACAAAAAAA